AUGGCCAAGCUCACUCUGCUCGCCGGCCUGGCCCUGCUGCUGAACGCCCAGCUCGUUUGGGAAAGAGCUGAGCAGGAAGAGGAGGGGAGAAAUGUGAGAGGAAAAUUAACUGGCUUCAUCUUCUGGUACGAGAUCGCCGAGCUGGGCAAGUACCUGGAUUACAUCCACGUCAUGACCUACGACUUCCACGGACCCUGGGACGGCUCCACGGGCGAGAACAGCCCCCUGUUCGACAGCGGCAGCACCUUCAGCGUUGAAUACGCCAUGAACUACUGGAAGAACAACGGCGCCCCAGCUCAGAAGCUGCUGGUGGGAUUCCCAACCUAUGGAAAGAGCUUCACCCUGCAGAGCCCAUCCAACACCGCCAUCGGCGCCCCCAGCUCCGGGCCCGGCCCCGCAGGACCCUACACCAGGGAGGCCGGGCUCCUGGCUUACUACGAGAUCUGCACCUUCCUGAGCUCUGGAGCCACCCAGGCUUGGGAUGCCCCCGAGGAUGUCCCCUACGCCUACAAGGGCAGCGAGUGGGUCGGCUACGGCAACGUCAAGAGCUUUGGCCUCAAGGUGGACUGGCUGAAGAAGAACAACUUUGGAGGAGCCAUGGUGUGGACCAUCGACCUGGAUGACUUCACUGGCACCUUCUGCCACCAAGGCAAAUACCCCCUGAUCUCCAGCCUGAAGAGGGGCCUGGGGCUGUGA
This is a messenger RNA of Onychostruthus taczanowskii (white-rumped snowfinch), 696 nucleotides long. Its product is annotated as acidic mammalian chitinase-like. Gene Ontology annotation, cellular component: extracellular region. Gene Ontology annotation, biological process: carbohydrate metabolic process; chitin catabolic process. Bases 1 to 696 code for a protein of 231 amino acids. NCBI's taxonomy places the organism in Eukaryota, Metazoa, Chordata, Aves, Passeriformes, Passeridae. The record is from RefSeq and is a predicted model, not a curated record. Gene Ontology annotation, molecular function: chitinase activity; chitin binding. The transcript is spliced from 7 exons.